Pistacia vera is the source of this 742-nucleotide messenger RNA. RefSeq names its product ATP-dependent Clp protease adapter protein CLPS1, chloroplastic. The transcript is spliced from 3 exons. Bases 87 to 563 code for a protein of 158 amino acids. The record is from RefSeq and is a predicted model, not a curated record. Gene Ontology annotation, biological process: proteolysis; protein catabolic process. NCBI's taxonomy places the organism in Eukaryota, Viridiplantae, Streptophyta, Magnoliopsida, Sapindales, Anacardiaceae.
AAUAUUAUUAUUAUUAUUAUUUUUCCAUUUUCCACUUGAUUGUUAGAGAAAGAGAACGGAGCGAGAGAGAGAGAGUGAGAGAAAAUAUGGAGACUGCAAUUUGUGGGAGACUAGCUCUUUCACCCAACACCGUCUUCAAUUCGAAACCAGGGGACAGACAGUCUCUUUGUAGAGGGGCAUAUGCCAAUCGGAACAUUCUCAUGGCUGUUUCAGCAACAGGACCAGGUAAAGGAGGGGUAUUGGAGAGGCCAGUUAUAGAGAGAACCAGUCCGGGCCGAGAAUCCGAAUUUGAUCUGAGGAAAAAAAAGAAAACAACUCCACCUUACCGAGUGAUACUGCACAAUGACAACUACAAUAAACGGGAAUAUGUUGUCCAAGUAUUAAUGAAGGUUAUACCCGGAAUGACUCUGGACAAUGCAGUUAAUAUCAUGCAAGAAGCACACUACAAUGGGUUGUCAGUUGUGAUUAUUUGUUCUCAGGCGGAUGCAGAGGAUCAUUGCAUGCAACUAAGAGGCAAUGGGCUACUUAGUUCUAUUGAACCUGCAAGUGGUGGUGGUUGCUGAAAAGAUAUAGCCCUAGUGAAAAAAACCCUGGGUACUCGUUCAAAAGUGAGAGAUUGUUGUAUAUAAAGCCAGUAGUGCUCAUAUUUGUAUGAACCUCAGUCAUCCUAUGGUCAAAUUAAUGACAGCAGGGUGGUAGUAAUUUUGAAUAAAACUCGGUAUGCGAGGCGUUUAUGUGGUUA